Brachypodium distachyon (stiff brome) is the source of this 1991-nucleotide messenger RNA. Its product is annotated as mitochondrial phosphate carrier protein 3, mitochondrial. Gene Ontology annotation, molecular function: phosphate transmembrane transporter activity. The record is from RefSeq and is a predicted model, not a curated record. Lineage: Eukaryota; Viridiplantae; Streptophyta; Magnoliopsida; Poales; Poaceae. Gene Ontology annotation, cellular component: mitochondrial inner membrane. The transcript has 6 exons. Bases 300 to 1424 code for a protein of 374 amino acids. Gene Ontology annotation, biological process: mitochondrial phosphate ion transmembrane transport.
UCUAUCUCCAGGCAAGCGUGGUGGGGUCCGUCCUGGCCGACUGCCCGACUGGCCGUUGCGCGGGGCGGCAGACACCAUCGCACCCCAUCCGCCUCCGCACGCCCCCAAAUCUCGCGUCGGCGUCCCAGGGAAGGAAUAGCCGCCGCCGCCAGUGCAAGCUCGAGAAGCCGAAGAAGCCCCGGAGACCAGCGGGCUUCUUCGCCCGAGCCUGCUCCCUCCCCUCUGCUCCCCCCUACCAUGCGCGUCCCCGCCCGCGACGCCCUCCCUCCCGUGUACUCGCCCCCAGCUCCAGUCCCCACAUGGCGAGCCGCGACAAGGUCAGCGUGAGUUGCUGCAGCCCGAACACGCUCCCCCUCGACCGCCUGCUGGCCUCGCUCGCCGCCAACGUGGAGCAGCUCGGGAAGAGGUGGGAGAUCGCCGUCCGCGACCAGAGGGCCAAGGGGCGCAGGGCGGCCGCCCGGAGGGCGGAGGAGGCGGAUGUGCCGGUGCAGCUGCACACGCCGCUGUUCUACGCCACCUGCGCCCUCGGCGGGGUCCUCAGCACCGGUCUCACCCACCUCGCCGUCACUCCGCUCGACCUCGUCAAGUGCAAUAUGCAGGUUGACCCUGUUAGGUACAGGGACAUAUCAUCUGGCUUCCGUGUCUUACUCCAAGAGCAAGGUCUUGGUGGGUUCUUCAAAGGCUGGAUGGCCACACUGGUUGGUUAUAGUAGCCAGGGGGCAUGCAAGUUUGGGUUCUACGAGUUCUUCAAGAAGUGCUACUCGGACAUUGCUGGCCCCGAGAAUUCUCAAAAGUUGAAGACCGUCAUCUACCUUGCCGCAUCGGCCUCGGCUGAGGUCAUUGCAGAUAUAGCUCUCUGCCCCAUGGAAGCCGUCAAGGUUCGAAUCCAGACACAGCCGGGGUUUGCUCGAUGCCUGACCGAUGGGCUUCCGAAGCUUGUCCAGUCCGAAGGUGCCUUUGGGCUUUACAAAGGACUAUUUCCUCUUUGGGGCCGCCAAAUACCUUACACUAUGAUGAAAUUUGCUUGCUUUGAGACCAUUGUUGAAAUGGUUUACAAGCAUGCUGUCCCAAAACCAAAAGAUCAAUGCAGUAAGCCACUCCAGCUAGCAGUGAGUUUUGCAGGUGGGUACAUUGCUGGAGUCUUGUGUGCUGCUAUCUCUCAUCCUGCAGACAACCUGGUGUCUUUCCUCAACAAUGCGAAGGGCGCCACCGUGGCAGAUGCUGUAGCAACCCUUGGGCUGUGGGGCCUUUUCACUCGUGGUCUUCCGCUCCGUAUUAUCAUGGUCGGUACUCUUACGGGAGCGCAAUGGGCAACAUAUGAUGCGUUUAAAGUCUUCGUUGGACUACCAACAUCCGGGGGAGUCAUCUCUAGUUGUCAUGCUGCCACUGCGUCGCACCAAGUGGGUCAUGUAAAGCAGAACUGACUGCACUGGGCAGGUCAUGUGCUGAACUAUCUGUAAACAGAGUAGAUGAAUAACAGGCACUCUGGUGACAGCUCUGAUUCUUGCAAGAGCUCCAGCAUAGGAGUAUGAAGCGUUAAAUGAGAAUUGUGACACUGCCUUUAACCGGUAGGAAGUUUCACUUUCAAGGGGGUUUUGUUGCUACCUCUUGGAUGUCACAAAAUCUGUUUAGGAAUGCGACAAAGCUUCAGAGGUGUAUCUGGCACAUUGGCAUACUGAUCUGGUAUUUGGCACAUUGCCUCCGCUUGUCUGCCUGCCUGGUUAGCUGUCCGUGUUUAUCAGGACCUUAAUGGAUGUUCUGCCUACAUAAUUGGAAGAACGAAGGAAACGAAUUUGAAGAAAUCGUUGGGUACUCAAAGUACAGCUAACAUCACUGGUCUUAGAUAACUUUAGACAAAUCCUAAGUCAUUGGUCACUACGUAGUGCUCCUAAAAUUGCCAGUGCAGAUAUCAUUGCUGUAAGAAAUGGCACUACAGUACAAAUUUCCCUCGUGUACUGCACUCUAAUACCCAGUACCAUUUUCGUGGCAAA